UUAGCUGAAUAUAAUAAAAUUAAUUUUGUAAGUAUAAUUUACUUAGUGUCUUUUACCCCUAAAAUAUCGACCACUCUAUUUCUAUACUAAAAUAUAUAUUACAUAACAUUAAUAUUCUAAGUCAGCAUAGAACAAAAACAAUCUAUGUAAGGCUGUAUAAUUCCUUUUUGUAUUAUUUUCAUUUUCAUCAAAAUAUGAUCCAAUGUGGGCGCAACAUCGCGACUGUGCUUGUAUGCGAUAUCUAUCAUUAGACCAUAAUUUGUGAUUAAUCGAUUUCUCACAAAUACGAAACACCAGAAAAAUGUUAAAACGUUCAUGCGUAACUGUAUCCUAGCGUACAGCUCAUAUUGAACGCAUUGCUCGUAGUUCGUGAUUGAUAAAACAACCCUUCGAGUUGAAAAAUGGGAUAAAAUCCCGCUAAAGUUCUAAAGUCGGUGUUAAUUGUAUAAAUGUCAGUCAUAUCUUAACCUUAUGCUUAUUAUUGGUAAGCUAAUUGGAUAGCGAAGAGAGUAUUUAUGAAUAUUUGUUGCGCGACAGCAGAUAUAUAUAUAUAUAUAUAUGUGUGUGUGUGUGUGUAUAGAUAGCAAGGAAUGCGCAAGUUCGGUCCAGCGGAGUCAGGGGAUGACCCUACUGAAGAUGUCUAUUUUCCUUGCGAUAUCGAACCAUCGAUUUGUAUAUGCAUGCGAGCCGCGAGACCUCCCAUGAUAAUAUUGUACGAGGAGUAUUUAAAAAAUUUAAGAAUGGAGCAAGUUAGCUCCAAAAUUGUGAAUACUAAACGAGAUGCUUACUAUGAUAGUGUGGAGUGAAUUAGAAAAUAAUUAGUAUGAAGUUAUCGGGCCAGAUCUGUCGUGUUAAUUUAUGUAGCGUAGGAAUGACUUAGAUUCAAUGCGAACCAUACGCGAAUUGUUUAGAAAUGGAGGUGUGGUGGUUCUCGCGUGUAGUGGCACAUCACCCUUAUGCUAUACUUGCUGCAGUUUUUGUAUUUUCAUCCACCUGUCUCAUCGUACCGCUUACCACCAAGAAAUUUCCAGAUUUUUCGGAUCCACAACUUGGCUUCGAAGCACGAGGUACAGUACUAGCUCAGAGAUUAACAGCAUGGCAAAACCUUAUGGAUGCUACUGCACCUAGAGGAGAACUUGUCAAUAAUCCAUUGGAGUACUACCAGUACUUGCAACAACUCAGUCAACUGAAUGAGACUACUUUCCGCAAUCAUAGCAGAACGAGUCAGGGAAUUGUGAGAAAGAGACCAAGAAUCAAGAAUAGAAAGAAAGGAAAGAAAUAUGGAAAACAUAAUAAUGGCACAGGAAAAGAUCCAGACGUUACUGAAGACAGAGAUAUGUGGGAAGAACUAUUAGAAUUAAGAACAAAAAAUCGUUUAGAUAACUCAGAUGAUCAUGAUGAGCGCAAUCAUUUAGAGAGCGAUGGGUUCUUUUGUAAUUUGCCAACUGCUUCAUAUGCUCGUGUUGUUCUUGGCUCUGAAUCAGGAGAGAAUAACUUGUGGUCCAUGGAAGGCGUGUUGGCUCAAUGUCACGUUGAUGCAGCUUUGCGUGCGAAUCCCGAGUUCUCAACCCUUUGUCAGACCCAAAUGGAGCAUGGCAGAGCAGGACAAAAAUGUUGCCGCAGCUGGUCUCCAGCUAAUUAUGUAGCUCUUUUAUCAAAUCGAAGUUCCUGUCUUGGUGUCACUGAAAGCGAUCUUGGUCGUGUGGAAAUUCUGUUACAAAGAUGCGCUGACUUCUAUCAUAACCUUCAGCUUACUCCGGACUGUGCAGAAGAUCUUAGUUGCCAAAGACGGGUCCCUGCUGAAUGCUACACUCACAAUGCGCCAUAUCAUUUGCUACACUACCUUCUUGACGUUGAUUUUAUACCAAGCAAUAGGCGGAGUCCUGCCAACAAAAUAAACUCGACAUUGCGCUCCGCAAUGUUAUUCUUGCCUAUUGCUGCCAGUUCAGCGAGUCUAGACUUCUACAGAGGAUUAAGCGUCGAUGGAUUAACAUAUGGGAAGUUUAGAGUCUUGGGAAUGCAACUGGGGCUCAAGAGCACUCUUUUUGAUCGACUUUUAGUUUCUGACUCGCGCCUAGUCCUUGCCGGCUUUGCUUUUGUCACUAUUUGCAUUUGGGUCUACACCGGUUCCCUUUUGCUAACAGCAACAACCAUCCUAGCUGUACUUUUUAGUCUAGGAAUUUCAUAUGCCGUAUAUACUCUUGUAUUACGGAUCACAUUUUUUCCAUUUAUGAAUUUAUUGGCGAUUGUCGUUGCCGUUGGAAUUGGAGCAGAUGAUGCGUUUAUUUUCUGCAAAGUAUGGGAAUGUGGAAAGCAGCAAAAGUUAACUAAUGGAGGUCUAGUACGUUUAGUACAAGAAACAAUGAAGCACGCUCUACCAUCUAUGUUCGUCACAUCGUUAACUACUGCAGUUGCAUUUUUUGCAUCUAUAGUGAGCAAUGUCACAGCCAUAAAUUGUUUCAGUUUGUUUUCAGGCAUGACUGUCAUAGCCAACUUCUUCCUGAUGGUAACAUGGUUACCCGCGAGUGUAGUAAUAUCCGAGCACUGUCGUCUAAGUUUCUUAUCCCCAGCAAACUUUAUCGCCAGAAAGAUAAUACGUCCUUUGAGAAUAUUCGCUGACAAAAUGGCAACCGGGUUUGGCAAGCUUCUAACGCGAAUAGCGAUAGAUUUAAGAUGGUUGUGGCUCGUAGGUCUCGGUGGUGUCGCUAUAGCCAGUUGCAUGGUUGUUUUCCGCUAUCCAGGUUUACAACUACCAGAUUCACCAGAUUUUCAGCUUUUCGACAGUUCUCAUCCAUUCGAGAGAUACGACUUGGUCUACGCCAGGCGAUUUUGGUUCGAGAAACUUGAUAUGAGCGAUGGUAGUGAGGUGUUACCACUGAGAUUCGUCUGGGGUGUAAAACCUGUAGACAAUGGAGAUUAUUUAGAUCCAAAAGCAAGAGGCAAUCUUGAAUGGGACGAAAGUUUUGAUGUCUCCAAUCCAAAGUCUCAACUCUGGUUACAACAAUUUUGCCGUGGGUUACGUGCGCAACCCUUCUACCGUAGCACCCGGGGGCCGCUUCUGCCUAAUUGUUUUAUCGAAUCCUUACGGUCUUGGAUGCAACGACGUUGUGAGGAUCCGAUAACAAUGAGAGCAGAUAGGGAACCAUGCUGUGAGCGAAACCCAUUUCCAUAUAUGCCGGCUGUAUUGCAGCGAUGCGCAGCAGAAGCAAGUGCUGAAUUACAUCGCACUCCUGCUCAUUUGUGGAACAGAGAAGGUCCAGUUACGGCUGGUUUGAAAUUCGCCAAAGAACCCUUACAGCUACCUUCAACAUCAAGCAAUGAUACAAAGUCAUUGGCAUAUCCAUCAACAAAGAUCAAAGCUCUUGUCGUGGAGUAUGAUAGUACACACGCCUACAGCUUAUCAUUUGCUGAGAUGGAUCAAUUUUAUCAUCAGGUAGAGACAUGGAUGCAAGAUCAAUUGUCAAGUGCACCCUUGGGCAUGCGUGGAGGUUGGUUCGUUAGUCGAUUAGAAUUCUACGAGCUGCAACGCACUUUAUAUGAAGGCACCCUGUGGGCCAUGGGUGUAUCUAUGAUACUUGCCCUUACAGUUCUGGCACUUGUUACCCUCAACCCUUUAGUCAGCCUUUAUGCUAUCUUAGCCAUUGGUGCUGCGAUAGUAGUGACAGUUUCUGCAUUGGUUCUACUUAAUUGGAGACUCAAUGUACUAGAAAGCGUUGCUGUAUCUACAGCAAUAGGAUUAGCUGUGGACUUUAGUUUACAUUAUGGUGUGAGUUAUCGAGCCUGUAACUCUGAAGAUAGAAUAGACAGGGUAAAGGCUGCAUUGGAACAAAUGGGUGGACCGACAUUAAUGGCUGCUGUAACCAGCGGUGCAGCUGGCGCACUUAUGCUUCCUUCUCACGUAUUGGCCUAUAUACAAAUCGGUGUCUUUUUACUACUCGUCAUGGGUAUCAGUUGGUUAUACGCUACUUUCUUCCUCUGUCCAUUACUGGCGGUUGUGGGCCCCUCACCUCAUUUUGCUCAGUUCCAAUAUCCACGACUUUCUUGUUUAAGUUCCGUAAGAAUGGAACGGACGGUACAGCAGAAGUGUACCGAGAUAAGGGUAGAGAUCGAAGGAGAGGCAAGGGUAGAGGAAUGCUAUCAGAAUCGACGCUGAGUACCUCCAGCACAGUGUGUCAAUUUCAUUGUGGCGAAUUGGAAGCACUUGCUACACGCCCUUCACUUUCUCUACCUCCAUCCCCGACUGCGACUUUACUUCAUUUGGAUCCCAGUCAAACAACGGUGAGAAGUUACAGGCGAAAGCAGACUAAUGAUCUUGACUGAAUAUUCUGGGAUUUGAAUAUAUUUUAUGUUUCUGAAACCCCAUUCUUAUUAUGCGUUAUGUGUCAGGUAUUGAGUUAUGAUCUUAUUACAAAGUAACGUGUAAGUGGCUGUGCUGGCAUGACUUAUACAAGUAUUAUCAAUAUAUUUACAUAUUUUGUUAUGAUCAGUCGAGCUCUACGUUAACUGAUGUAUUAUAUCUAUCUAAAAUUUUUAAGAAUUGUUCGUAAAUAUGUUAAGGGACAUUUUUAUUUAAUCAUUCAUAUUUUUAAUUUAUUCCUCGUAUCGUGACUUCACUUUGGGACGUGUUAUAUAUGUGUACUUAUACGAUACUAAUAUAAUAGAUAGAAGGUGCUAAUGAGAUGUGUUUACAUGUAAUUAAAGAUGUCAUGAGUCUAAUUACA
This is a messenger RNA of Cephus cinctus (wheat stem sawfly), 4721 nucleotides long. RefSeq names its product protein dispatched homolog 1. The coding region runs from base 914 to 4153 and encodes 1079 amino acids. Gene Ontology annotation, cellular component: membrane. NCBI's taxonomy places the organism in Eukaryota, Metazoa, Arthropoda, Insecta, Hymenoptera, Cephidae. The record is from RefSeq and is a predicted model, not a curated record. The transcript is spliced from 10 exons.